This is a messenger RNA of Equus quagga, 9392 nucleotides long. It is a transcript of the gene FBXO30, whose product is annotated as F-box protein 30. Bases 34 to 2277 code for a protein of 747 amino acids. NCBI's taxonomy places the organism in Eukaryota, Metazoa, Chordata, Mammalia, Perissodactyla, Equidae. Gene Ontology annotation, molecular function: protein binding; zinc ion binding; ubiquitin protein ligase activity. The transcript is spliced from 3 exons. The record is from RefSeq and is a predicted model, not a curated record.
UCCGGCCGCGCCGGCCGAGCCAGACUCGUCAUUAUGGAGGAGGAGCUGCAGCAUUCGCACUGUGUGAAUUGUGUCAGUAGACGGUGUAUGACCCGACCAGAGCCUGGGGUUUCCUGUGACUUGAUUGGUUGUCCACUGGUUUGUGGAGCAGUUUUCCAUUCUUGUAAAGCUGAUGAACAUCGACUUUUAUGUCCUUUUGAACGAGUGCCUUGCUUAAAUAGUGACUUUGGAUGUCCAUUUACAAUGGCUCGAAAUAAAGUUGCUGAACAUCUGGAAACGUGUCCUGCAAGUGUGGUGUGCUGUACUAUGGAGUGGAACCGGUGGCCAGUUAGUUAUGCAGACCGGAAGUCGUAUGAAAAUCUAAGCAGAGAUGUCGAUGAAGUGGCGCAAUUAGAUAUGGCCUUGGCCCUUCAAGACCAAAGGAUGCUUUUAGAAUCUCUCAAAGUAGCCACCAUGAUGUCAAAAGCGACUGAUAAAGUAUCAGAACCUAGAGAACAAAUCUCAGUUAAAUCAAGUAUCCCAGAAAUACCACAUGCUAAUGGUUUGGUGUCUGUUGAUGAAGAAUCUUAUGGUGCACUUUAUCAAGCUACUGUAGAAACAACCAGAAGUUUGGCUGCUGCUUUAGAUAUCCUGAAUACCGCCACAAGAGACAUUGGCAUGUUAAGUUCGAGUCUUUGUGCUUCCCCAAAUGACAUGAAUGAAGAACAAAAUGCCAGAGAAAGCUUACAGAAUAGAAACUUGAAAGACCAGGACCACCUUUAUGAGGAUGAGAUAGGAGCAGCAGGUGGAAUUGACCAUAACGACAUCAGUCAGAAUGCCCAGUCUGAACAAAAUGGUUCAAGUGAUUUGUUAUGUGACUUGAAUACUAGUUCUUAUGGCGCUUCUGCUCUUUGUAAUGGCUUUCCUCUGGAAAAUAUAUGUGCACAGGUCUUAGACCAGAACCAGAAUUUACAUGGUGAUUCAGAACAGAGUAACUUAACAAAUGGAGAAUGUGUAGCAUCAGAUGGCACUUCAAAACCUUCCAGUUCACUUUCAGUAGCAGCACAAUUUAGGGAAGUAAUACCAUCUAAUGCUUUGCCUAAUGGCACAGUCCAGCAUAGCCUCGUGCCAGAUGAUGAGCAUGAAGGAGAGCUGUGUGGGAGAAAAGCAGACUUGGGGGACUUGAGGAAUGCGGAUGUCUUAUCUUUCAGUCAUCCUCCUUCAUUCAAAUUUCUUUCUAAUUCAAGUUGGGCUAAACCAAAGGAAGAUAAAGCAGUAGAUACAUCAGAUUUGGAAGUUGCAGAAGAUCCAAUGGGCCUCCAAGGAAUAGACCUGAUCACAGCAGCGUUGCUGUUUUGUCUGGGAGAUUCUCCAGGGGGGAGGGGUAUAUCUGAUAGUCGCAUGGUUGAUGUUUAUCACAUUGACUUUGGGACUCAGACUUUCUCACUUCCAUCUGCAAUAUUAGCUACAAAUACAAUGGUUGGGGAAAUUGCUUCAGCUUCAGCUUGUGAUCAUGCCAACCCACAGCUUUCAAAUCCAAGUCCUUUUCAGACACUUGGGCUGGAUUUAGUAUUGGAAUGUGUCGCUAGGUACCAACCCAAACAGCGUUCGAUGUUUACAUUUGUUUGUGGACAAUUGUUUAGAAGGAAAGAAUUUUCUUCACAUUUUAAGAACGUGCAUGGUGACAUUCAUGCUGGACUCAAUGGCUGGAUGGAACAGAGGUGCCCUUUAGCAUACUAUGGUUGUACCUAUUCUCAGCGUAGAUUUUGUCCAUCAACACAAGGAGCAAAGAUUAUACAUGACCACCAUUUGAGGUCAUUUGGAGUUCAGCCGUGUGUGUCUACAGUGUUAGUAGAGCCUGCUAGAAACUGUGUGUUGGGAUUACAUAGUGACCAUCUAAGUAGUCUUCCUUUUGAGGUCCUACAACAUAUUGCAAGCUUUCUCGAUGGCUUCAGUUUAUGCCAGCUCUCGUGUGUAUCCAGGUUAAUGAGGGAUGUGUGUGGCAGUCUGCUUCAGUCUCGUGGAAUGGUCAUACUGCAGUGGGGGAAAAGGAAGUAUCCAGAAGGAAAUUCAUCAUGGCAGAUUAAAGAAAAGGUAUGGCGAUUCAGUACUGCAUUUUGUUCUGUUAAUGAAUGGAAAUUUGCUGACAUCCUAAGCAUGGCUGACCACUUGAAGAAAUGCAGUUACAAUAUUGUAGAGAAACGAGAGGAAGCCAUCCCAUUGCCGUGUAUGUGUGUGACACGAGAGCUCACUAAAGAAGGACGUUCACUUCGCUCAGUUUUAAAACCUGUCCUUUAAAAACUGUAACUCCACUUGCACAUACAUGCAAGCACCUAGUAUAAUUUCUUUGUAAUGUGUGACACUUUAUUAAUGUAGUAAAGUUACAACUAGCUAAAUUUAUUGUCACUAUGUAUAUAAUGUUUUGAAGUGACAUAUAUUUUUAUAAAGUACUGUUUAGUUGGAAAAAAGUUGCCUUAAUGUUUGAAAUGUGUGAAAUUUUUGGAACUUGCUGGACAGGGUGAUUUAAUUUUUAGCUACAUAAUUUUCAGAAGUAGUAUUUUUAAUGGUGUGCAUAUUUUGGUUCUUAAAUUUUUUGCUUCUUAAACUAACAAGAUCCUGACCAAACAAUUUAUUCCUCAUGUUUUCUGUGGGUUGCAACCCAUGCAUUCAAAAAGCAAAACUUUGAUUCAAACUUUUGCGGCAUAGGUUUUUCAGAUAAAAACAUUCACUUACUUAAAUACUUCCAUAAGAUCAUUAUACGGUUUUUAUUUUCCACUGCUCCCCUUAUACAGUUGAUACAUGGAUGAUCUCUAAUAUAGUCGGCCCUCCGUAUCCAUGGGUUCCACAUAAGCAGAUUCAACCAACUGUGGAUGGAAAGGCCUAUGAUGGUUGUGUCUGUAGUGAACACAGUACAGUACUGAAAAAAGUACGGACUUUUUUUCUUGUCAUUAUUCCUUAAAUAAUACAGUAUAAAACUACUGACAUUGCGUUUACAUUGUAUUAGGUAUUAUAAGUAAUCUGGAGGUGAUUUAAAAUAUACAGGAAGAUGUGCAUAGGUUAUAUACAAGUAUAAGGGACUUGAACAUCUGUGGAUAUUGGUAUCUGAGGGGGCCUGGAACCAAGCCCCCAUGGAUACCGAGGGACCUCUGUAUGUACUUCCACGAUAUUUAAAAUCAUGACUAAUGUUUGGUAAUGCCAUUUAUCAUGUUUUAAAAAUAAUCCACAAAAAUCUUUUCACCUUAGAUAUUUCCAACUCUACAGGCAGUGACCAUGUGCAGCCUUCUUUAUUGUUAGAUGCCGCAUCCAAAGACCCACAGCCGUGCGUUCUGUGACAGGUUGAAGCAAAAAUGAACAAAAAACCUGUGACUUGACUUUAAUUUGAAACUUCAUGGUAUUAUAUAUUUGCUAGGUAUUUGGUAUUUGGAGAGAAGAAAAUAUACCUCAUUUUAAGUUUGAAUUGGACGUAUUGUAUGAAUAAAUUUCAGAUAGAAUACAAAGGGCUUAACUUUUUUCAUAUGCAUUUUAAAUUUUUGCCUUUUGAUGUUUAUAAAAAUCACAAUUAUGUUGUUUUAAGACAUUUAAAAAUGUGAAAUUUGGUAUCUUUGUAAGAUGACAAUCAUGAAAUGUGGAAACCUGUCUUGGUUGACAAUCUCUUUAAAACAUUUCCAGGUUAAUUUCUCAUAGACUUCUCUACCAAAAAAGUAAGAAUUGCAUCUUUGCAUAAAGAUCAAGGUAUAACAGCAAAAUAUUCAAAGACCUAGUCUUGAAAUAUUUAUUGUAGUUUUCAAAUCGGUUUAUAUUAUUAUUAAUCUGAUGUGGGCAGUUAAAAAAACUGAAUAUACUGUAUUUAGAAACCAAUUGCAGAGAUGGGGACAUGCAUUUAAAUUUGUUUAAGUAACUUCUGGCAUUUGGUAGUCUGAAAUGGUGACAAGUUACCUUGUUAUAAAAUAUCAAAGCCCAGUUGUGUCUUCUCUUCCUACAUUUGUCCCUGACAGUGCUCUGUUGUUACUAGCUUCUUGAUUCCCAUAUAUGGCAGUCAGGCUGGGCAGAGGCGUUCCUUGGGCAUUAAAAGAGAAUUCUGAAUUGCUUAAGACUUGUUUUGUUUGGAUCAAGUCCUUAUUACAAUUGAAAAAUGUAGCACUAAAGACUAAUCAGUUGUUUUGCCUCACCUGUCAUUUUAGUGGUAGAAUACUUUAACUGGUAGAAUAUUUAUUUCUCAGUGCUUAAAGUUUCUUUUUCAGCUGUGAGAUUGAGUUCCAUAAACAGCUCUCCAUUUCUGAAAAUGUCAGAAAUAAGAUAUCAAAUACUGUAAAAUGUAACUUUGCCUUUUAAAGUUUUGCUGAAGAAUGUGUCUGGUUAGGAUAGCACAAACAUUAACUUUCUGUUUUAUGGUUGUGCUUUUUAAAAUCCUUGGUGUUUAAGUUUAGACUUGUUUCCACACUGGAUCAUGCAAUAUUUAACAUUUUUCCACAUUCUAUUUCUUUUACACAUCUUUGGCUGUUUUCUUUUUUGUUUGUUAUGCCACCAUACUAUUUUGUUAAAAUGUUUUCUUUGUGCAACAUUUGUUCAAAUUCUAAUAAAAUUAAUAUUUUCCAUUUAUAUGGCUCAGUAACUUAAAAAGAAAAGCUUUCACGUAAAUAAAAUUUUAAUACUUGUUUGACAAAUUCCAGACCAUCAUAUUGUUUCUAUAGUGUGGAUUUUCUGCAUGUUCUAGGAGUUUCUUGUUGAUUAUCACUGCUCACCUGUCUUUUACUGGUGAGCGUUAAAUUUUUUUUUUAUUGUGGAAAACUCAUGAGGUAGUUUUUUGAGCCCCUUCAGUAUCUUCUUGAAAGUAGUCCCACCUAAGGGUAUUGAAAGGCUGAAGGGUUUCAGGCAAUAUUAUUUUUCUAAAACUUGUAAUGGGAACAAUCUAGCCUUUUAAGCAUGAAAAGGUUUCUAUGUAAGCCAAGUAAAUUAUUUGAGAAGUCUUUGUUAAUUCCUUAGUCUUUGCUAACCAGCAAGAUAAAGGGCAAGUAUCAGGAUGGAGGGAAAUAUCUGAUUCGCUUUUAUCUUCUUCCUCCUUCCCUCCUCUGCCUCCUUCCCUAGAACUGCCUGUUGGCUUAAUCUCCCCGCCCCCACAUUGGCUUUUGAGACUCACAGAUCCCUUACAGUAGUGGUUCCCAAAGUGUGGUCCCUGGACCAGUAGCAUCAGCAUCAUCUGGGAAUUUGUUAGAAAUGCAAAUUCUUAGGUCUCUCUUGUAGACUUAAUGAAUUAGAAACUCUGGGGUGGGAACCAUCUAUCUGUUUUAACAAAGGUCUCCAGGUGGUUCUGGUGCACAGUAAAGUAUGAGAAUUUAGAGGAAAGCUUGAGAUAUGCUAGCUCUUCUCGUGAAUGAUGUCUUCUUGGAGCAGGUAUAUGUGUGUAUGUACAUACAUGGUAGAAUCCAAAAUUAAGAGUAAUGGUAAUUUAUUAAUAUUAGUUAAUAGUUAAAUGAUGUGUGUUGUCUCAAUCUUGCAGACAUAUGACAAAAUACAUUGGCUGCCAUGGUUGGUGGACAUUUUUUUAAAAAAUAGUAUUUACUGGUAUUUUAAAUGUACUGUUAUUACUAGUAUUUCACUAGUGUUUCUUCUGUUCAAGGUAAAUUGCAGUGCAACUUCUAGUUCAUUAAGCACUAACAUUUAGCCUAGUCUUUAUUCAUUCUCUUGUUUAGUAGUUGCCGAGUCAUGUGAACGUUUUAGAUUUCUAGGAUAAGUGAAGAGAGUAGAAGUAGACAAAUACUGGAUUAAAUCCUACAAAAAUAUUUGUAGAAAUCCUGUCAACCCUAUCAGUUAGAGAUAUUAAAGAUUGGGUUUCUGUUUUACCAGUAGUAUAGAACCUUUUUUGGUCUUUGACCCUGUGCUACAUAUCCCAUCAAUGUUGUUAUUAUUAACUGUCCCUUAACAUUAGAUAUUGGGAUCUUAGUAACAUUGAAGAUAAUGGGCUUUUCAACACAACUUCCGUAUCCCCAGAAGAUAUGGUGUAUGUUACUGUAUCGACAACAGAUUUUUACUUCUGGCUAUUUGAAAGCAGUUUUUGGCAUUUAGAAGCAAAACAGUUUUCUUCGUGUUUUGCAUCCCAACCUGAAAAGACAUGGGGUUUAUUCAUUUUGAAAAAUGUUCUAAGGAAUAGCUGUGCACACAUUGAAAAAUGUAUUUGUUUCGUGCAUGGCUCACCACAUUGGAAGGGGAUGUGAUUGGAACCUGCCGAGAUGGUGUUGGAAUUUCAGUAGAAAGAGGGCAGUUGGCCUUCAUUCUCUCAAAAGGCCAGAAAAAGCCUUGUGAUGGAAAAAAUAUGUCUCAUAGGUGUUUGGCUGGUUGUCUAAGUAAGUAGUCUUCUUAACAUGCUCUUGAGGCAUGGGAUGCAGGAGAAUAUUAUUUAUGCCUUUAAAGACAAUCACCUUAUCAGUGACUUGUCCAUUGUGUUUGAAAUAAUUCAGUGAUGGGUUUUGUUAGGAUUUGAUCUAAAUCUUAUUUCCAAAUGAAAAAGUUUGAGAUGUAUAAAUAAAGGCCGACUCUAGUAAACUCCUUUCUACAUAAACUAAGGGAGGAGGGAGGAUUCUUUUAGUCGCCUUUUCCACAAUUAUUUUUUUUCAUUUAAAAGAUAAAAGUAAGUUCAAAAGAUAAGACCUUUCAAGUUUCCAUUUUAUGGGUGAAGAAACAAAUACUCAAAGUUGAGGUACUGAUGAGUGUCUUGGGGUAUCUGAGAGGAGUGUGUCCUGUCGCGCUCGCUCUUCUACUUUACAAAUGCAGAAAGAGAACGGACGUUUAGAUGUAAGGAAAUUACUUUGGAAAAUAUUGUUGCCUAGAGUGUUUGAUUCCUAAUAAGUGUUUUGGAAAGAAUUAUUGGGUAAUACCAAAAGGAAACAAAGUAGAAAUUAACUAAGUAUGGUAUGUCGCUCUCAAAGUCCUGUGCAAAAACUAGGGUCUUGCUGGAUUUUUACAAGUGUUUUGUUGCAUCUGUGAUUGGUAAAAUUCUAUAAAUUCAUUGUUUAUACAUAGAUUUGCAUGUAUAAUCUCCGUGAAUUGGCCAAGUAGAUGUUGAUACACUUGAGAUGUGUUAAUGGAGAUGCAUCUUGAGGUGCCUUUUUCCCUUAGAAUUUUUUGAAAUUGAUAUUUUGUAUUCAGAAUGUUUGAUGUUCCAGUGUAUUAUGUGGAGAGUAACUUUUCGUUAAUCUAAUAAACCACAAAGAAAUGGGUUAUAAGGAUGACUCAUAAACACGCUCUAUAGAAAUACAGUAAAAACUCAUUGAUAUAAAUCUAUUUUAUAAUUUUUUAUCUUUUUGACAUGCUGGACUGAAGUUUCUAUUCUUUACUAUGAAGAAAAGCAUUUCUGAAGCAAACUGACGACAUAAACAAGGGAAAUCAGUUUCUUUUUCACUAACACCAAUAACAUUUUUAGCAUCCCCCAUAUCUUUUUAUUAACCUAUUUGAAUGCCAGUAUUAUGAUAGAAAAUGAUUCUUCAACACAUAGCUGGUUCUAGUGGUAGUAAUAGUGUAUGUGUUUGAAAGUAAUAAAACUGCAUUUCUGUUGAACUCGUAAAGACCGAUCAACGGAUCAGGUCAAGUUGUCCUUUCCUAUUAAAAGCAAAUUCAUCAGGUUUAAUUUUCACGUUUUUCUAAUAUAAAUUGCUAGGACUUUUUUCUCAGACAAGAUUCUUAAACAGAUGAAUACAUUGAUAUAUGUGUUGAUUCGUUCUUUGGUAGAGGAACUGGCUAGUUAGCUUUCUAUACCCCUUCCUGUCAAAGAGUAGCAUUAAUUAUGUUAUUGUUCAGUGGUCUAAUAAUAUAAGAACAGUAACAAUAAUUUGUUAUUGCUCACAACAUUGAAGUUGAAAAAAAGAGAUCCUGCCCUUUGCUGUCCUCCUCGUUGUUUUUCAUGGAAGUCCUCCUUUCCAUAUUAAUUGUUAUUUCUUGUUUAUCCCAUGGCUUCCUUUUUCUGACUAGGCAAUCAAAAAACCUAGAUAAUAGAACAUAGAGUUUUAAAACACUGAUUCUGCCAAUUAGCCUAUGUUUAGUAGUUUUGGUCAGUAAGUUUAGAUUUGAUUAAGUAACUUAUUCAGCUUCUUUUAAAGUCUCUCAGGUACAAAUAAUUUGUAGUAUUGAAAAAUUGAAGUAUCAGUAUUCAGUUUUAACCACAUUAUAUGAUUAAAAGAAAUCAUAGAAAUGGAAAUACUAAUAGGGUACUACAUCGUUCAAGAGGAAAAUGAUGCAGCGAAUAUUUAAUUGCGUCAACUGGAUGUCUUUUAUAUCAAUUGAUAACUUUAAAAAGCGUUACCUGUGUUAGAGAUUUGAAAUAAAGUAGAGAAUGGUAUUGAUCCCCUAGAAUGUUCCAAUAGCUUUAUGAUAAAAACUCUGACAUAUGAAAUAAAUUGUGUUGAAUGGUUAAUAAUUGGGUGGACAUGAAUUCUGAAGAUUUUUAUGCUGCCUUUAAAGUGUUAAAGUUGUAUUGUUCAUUUGAUUGGUGUUUAAGCACCAGUCAGUCCUGAACACUUGAAUUGCACUCUGGAAGUGAUUGCACACACUUGUUCACUUACCUCAGAUGUCAUUUAGUUUCCAGUGUAUCUUCCUUUUCUCACAAUUUACAUUAAUAGUUGGCUUUUCCUUAAAUGCAAAAGCAUAUGGUAUUUCUUGAAAAACAUACUAAGUGAAAGAAACUAGGCACAACAGGCCAUGUCUUGUAUGAUUCCAUUUGUAUGAAAUAUCCAGAAUAGACAGAUUCAGAGACAAAUCGGAUUAAUGGUUGCUAGGUGCUGGGGGGAGGGGAGAGUGGGAAGUGGCUGUUCAAUGGGUACUGGUUUCCUUUUGGAGUGAUGAAAAUGUUCUAGAAGAAGAUAGUGGUGAUGAUUGCACAACAUUGUGAAUGUACUAAAUGCCACUGAAUUAUACACUUUAAAAUGGUUAUCAUGAUAAAUUUUGUUAUGUGUAUUUUACCACAAAAAAAGGGGGUAUUUGCAGUCAUUAUCAAAGCCAAAAAGUACAGUGUUCUCAAGGUUUGUGAAAUAAGCUAUGAUUUAGAAGUAAUUUAUAGCAUUAGUAAUGUGACAGAUUUAUUCAGUUUAAAGGUCUAAUGAAAUUUAUGAACCCCGUCCCAUAAGUACUGCUGACAGCAGCAGAAAUAAAGUUGUUACUCAUCACGAUUUCCUUAUACUUAAUACAACUGUGACAGUGAGUAAUUGGCUUCCUUGUCAAUGUUUAUUUUUCACCUUUUACAUUUUAUUAUGAUUCCUUGUGGCACAUCUGAAUCAUACUUUUUAAAGGUCCUAUUUAAAAUCAUGCUUUGAAAAAAAAUUUGUAUAAUUUUCAGGAUUAUUUUUGAUAGUUUUAUACUUUGUGUUCCUUUUAAAGAGCAAAUGCAAUGAUGUAUUAGGUAAAACUAAAUUAAUAAAUUGAAGUGA